Molecule: messenger RNA, 921 nt
Organism: Armigeres subalbatus
Lineage: Eukaryota; Metazoa; Arthropoda; Insecta; Diptera; Culicidae
Product: allergen Tha p 1-like
Exons: 2
Coding region: 39-503 (154 amino acids)
Source: RefSeq, a predicted model, not a curated record
UGUUUUUCCACUUUAUUUAAAAUAAAUCUACUCCCGCCAUGUGUGCUACAGUCUACUGGAUACUUCUCGUAGCCAGCACAGUCUGGCUCGGCGAAAUCAACUGCUACGACGCCAAAUACGAUAACGUCAACCUGGAUGAAAUCUUCAAGAGCACUCGUCUGCUCAACAAUUAUAUCAACUGUCUGAAGAACGUGGGACCGUGCACUCCGGAUGCCAAGGAACUGAAAGAACUCCUACCGGACGCCCUGGAAAGUGACUGUGCGCACUGUACCGAGAAGCAAAAGAUUGGCGCCGAUCGGGUGAUCCACUUCGUCGUCGACAAACGCCCGGACGAUUUCAAGGUUCUGGAAUCGAUGUACGAUCCGGCGGGAGAGUAUCGACGCAAGUACCUGCGCGAUCACCCAAAGUUUCAUGAGCUAGGUGAAACAGAGGCCGCCGGUGACGCCUCAACGGAAACACCAUCGGCGGACGGCAACGAUCAAGCGAAGACCGAAGAAGCAUAACAAGAUCAAGGGCAAGCGGACGAUGGCCGUUGCUGUUAGAAAUUGAAAUUUCAUCCUUCUAUGUUCGUGAGUGGAUUUGAAUGGCUCCAUCACAAAUUAUGUGUAGUGAAUAAAUAUGUACAACACAGAAACGGAUGCGGUGUUAUUCGUUCAUACGUAUUUAUUUACAUUUUUACUUUACAAUGGAGUUGCAACAGAACAGAACAUGACAGUGAAUUGAAUGGCAAACACUAUGAGAAUAGAUUCGAACGGGGUUGUAAAUAGACUAAUUACCAAGUGAUGGAACAACACGCAUGUGAAACGAUGUCGAAUCAAUCGGGCCAAAGUGAUGUGCAUUUGAAAUGAUUUUACGUGUGUUGCUAUUUCUCCGAUCAGAUAUACUUCCAUCAAAGCUUAGUUUUUGGUGAGAAUGGACUUC